Molecule: messenger RNA, 1637 nt
Organism: Chelmon rostratus (copperband butterflyfish)
Lineage: Eukaryota; Metazoa; Chordata; Actinopteri; Chaetodontiformes; Chaetodontidae
Gene: polr3h
Product: polymerase (RNA) III (DNA directed) polypeptide H
Exons: 6
Coding region: 235-879 (214 amino acids)
Biological process (GO): DNA-templated transcription; transcription initiation at RNA polymerase III promoter
Cellular component (GO): RNA polymerase III complex
Molecular function (GO): DNA-directed RNA polymerase activity; DNA binding
Source: RefSeq, a predicted model, not a curated record
GUGGAGACAUCAUGGAUACUUGUGGGUCUGCUGUCGAUAAUGGACUUUUCUCCCUUUAGCUAGGUUGUGAACAGUCGUUGCUGUUUGUCUCCGCGGUGAAAUAACAGGAAAUGUUGUCCUGAAAACACCUCAGCAGCUGUUUUACCGCAGCAGCCCCGUGCGUGAGUGUUUCUGAGUGCGUGUGUUUCUGUGUCUCUCUGGGUGUGUGUAUCUGCUCAGGCUGCCGCCUGCAUCAUGUUCGUGUUGGUGGAGAUGGUCGACACCGUCAGGAUCCCUCCGUGGAACUUCCAGAGACAACUGAACGAGGCCAUAGCAGAGGAGCUGAACAAGAAACUGGCCAACAAGGUGGUCUACAAUGUCGGCCUGUGCAUCUGCUUAUACGACAUCACUAAACUGGACGACUCCUAUAUAUUCCCAGGAGACGGAGCCUCACACACUAAAGUUCAUUUCAGGUAUGUGGUUUUUCACCCUUUUCUCGAUGAGAUCCUGGUUGGCAAGAUCAAGUACUGCAGCCAAGAAGGAGUCCAUGUGACGAUGGGCUUCUUUGAUGACAUCCUCAUUCCACCAGAGUCACUUCAACAGCCUGCAAAAUUUGACGAAGCAGAGCAAGUUUGGCUUUGGGAGUAUGAGACGGACGAGGGGGCCCAUGACCUCUACAUGGACCAGGGAGAGGAGAUCCGUUUCCGGGUGACGGAUGAAGUCUUUGUGGAUACGUCGCCAACGGGCCCGGCCACUGCAGCGACGGACACACCGGCACAGCCGGGACAGUCGACGGCACCGCCUGCAGAGGAAAGCAGGGAGAAGAAGGAGGCGCCGUACACUCUGAUUGGGACCAUCUGUGAGCCGGGCCUGGGGCUGCUGUCAUGGUGGAACAAUUAGCACCGCCGCGGAUCAGCAGGAUAUUUGGUGGUUAUGAACAGAUCGACCAUCGCGACUGAUCGGCCGGACGAGGGACGGGCGGCUGGAGACACUGAACCUUGCUGUCAGGGUUAAAAAGACACAAAGUCACGCUGCUUUCUGGACCGCCAUACUGUGGACGCAACGUGCCUGAGCCUGACGGUGUUUUAAAUACUGCCCUCAACACACCAGCUUCAUGUUUACAUGUAAAAUAUACUGUAUAUUUAACAAGAUAAUGACUGAUGGACACUUAAAUUCAUUUGGUAUGUUUCAUGUGAGAUUUUGACCCCCAGUUAAAAAAAAAACAAAAUAAUGAUUAAGUCUGUCAUUAUGUGAAUCUUAUCAUUGCUUUAUGAUAGUCACAAAUACACAGGUUACUAAAUCUGACUUACUAGAACAGCUUUGUCAGGGAAGAAUAAAUGUGUUGCCUCACGAUGUGAGAACACAGACUUGAGUUUUAUGAUUAGAGAAUCAAGGUGGAGUGACUUUUUUCUUAAAUAUAUAUAUAUAUAAACUGACCUGUGGGUCAGAUUUCUGAUGUAUCAUCAUGAUCCAAACGAAGGUAAUGUGGCAGCAGUCUUUUUUUCUGGUAGGAGUCAAAUUUGUCAAAUUUAGAGUUCCCUUUUAUUUGAAAUGUCACCUCCACCCUCAUUGUCUGUGCACACACCCUCAGUUUAUUUAACAGCCUUGAAAUAUUUUGUAUUCCUGUUUUUGUCUCACAGUAAAAGGGCGUAUCAUCA